AUGGAAUGGGCACUAAUAGCAAGUCCACUGACGACGUCGACAAAAGCUGCACUACGUUAUGCUCUUGGAGAUGAUCAUACGUAUGAGUUUGUGCAGGGCGUUUUAAAGACGAGCAUCCAUUCUGAGAUCCAAGACUUCUUCCCACAAAGGGAAGAAUACUUUGAGUAUUUCGAUCUCAAUGAUGUUUCCAGCUGCCAAGAGGCUGUUCGUAAUCUAGAAGACUUCAUCGCCACAGAAGGUCCUUUCGACGGUGUCAUAGGGUUUUCUCAAGGAGCUGCUCUCGCAGCCGCUGUCAUGGCUCAGCGCCAAAGGAAGCAACCUCUUGAAGAGGCCGCAAACCCGGUCUUCAAAUGCGCCAUCUUUAUUAGUGCAGCUGUGGUGUUUGACCCAAUUAGUCUAGGAGAGGGCUUUCUCCGCGCACUCUCUUGGGACGUGGACGGAGAGGUGGUUCAUGUACCAACCACCCAUAUAUGGGGACAGAAGGACCCAUCGCCCUUCCCUCCGAUAUUGGCCAAACUUUGCAAUACCACUACCCGCCAGGUCUACAUACAUGACGGUGGGCACGGUAUUCCAGGCUCACACAUGGGCGAGGCCCUGGGAGAAUGCGUUCGAGUUAUAAGGAGGAGUAUUUUGACCGCGAAGCUUAGUACUGUUUAA
Molecule: messenger RNA, 657 nt
Organism: Clonostachys rhizophaga
Lineage: Eukaryota; Fungi; Ascomycota; Sordariomycetes; Hypocreales; Bionectriaceae
Source: the annotation of a GenBank genome assembly